Molecule: messenger RNA, 2523 nt
Organism: Parascedosporium putredinis
Lineage: Eukaryota; Fungi; Ascomycota; Sordariomycetes; Microascales; Microascaceae
Source: the annotation of a GenBank genome assembly
AUGUUCACUUUAUCCGUUAAUUUGGACGCCCAGCUGCGCAACUCAUCAUCCGACCUUCCGCAAAUUUUCAAGGGAGUCGUUGCCCACGUCUCUGGAUAUACGCAGCCCCCUCUGCAUGUUUUGCACAAAGAACUAGUGAAGCAUGGCGCUGCCUUCCUCCAAUACCUCGACUCCAAAACUAUGGCCACGCACAUCAUCGCCUCCUCCCUGACGCCGAAAAAAGCGGUCGAGUUCGCCCGAUACCGGAUCGUGAAACCGGCAUGGGUAACAGACUCGAUCAAAGCAGGAAAAUUACUCCCUUGGUCCGACUAUCGCGUUGUAGACGAAGGUCCUAGGCAAAAGGUGCUGAGGUUUGAUGGCAGCAACAUUAUCUCGCAAAAUAACUCUCAGCGUAAGACCGGAUAUCGAGAGCAGACGCAAAAUAGCUUCUAUAACAGCCAGUUUGAAAAGAUUUUGCCUAGAAGCAAUGGCACCCCACGAUCCGCCCUUCCCUCAGAGGCGGCAAAGGCUGGUGAAAACCAAAGCCUCGCCGAUGCAGAACAACUCAAGACCCUAACCUCUGAAGAGUAUAAUGCUUGGCUUCUUACCGAUCCACAUAUACGGAAGUCAUCAUCGGCAAACCCAAAUUUUCUCGCCCAAUUCUAUUCCGAGAGUCGACUACAUCAUCUUUCUACUUGGAAGGCCGAGCUCAAGUCCAAGAUGCAACGAAUGGCCAAUGAGAGGGGAACCGGUCCGAAAAGUGUCAAGAGAGCCCCGGGAUCUCGGAGAUAUGUGAUUCAUGUCGACUUUGACAGCUUCUUUUGUGCUGUGUCGUUGAAGAAGCAUCCCGAGUAUGCCGAGAAACCAGUGGUCGUCGCGCAUGGAAGCGGAACAGGGUCCGAGAUUGCAAGCUGCAACUAUCCGGCAAGAUCCCAUGGGGUCAAGAACGGUAUGUGGAUGAAGCGAGCGCUCGAACUAUGUCCCACUCUUAAAGUUCUUCCGUACGACUUUCCAGCCUACGAAGACGCUAGUCAACAAUUUUACGAGGCGAUUCUUGACGUGGGUGGCGUUGUCCAAAGCGUCAGCAUUGACGAGGCGCUCAUCGAUAUCACGGCGAUUGUCAUGCGUAAUUGCGUGUCCUCUGGCAAGGGUGUUGACGAAGGCAGCCUUUGGCGUGAACAAGAUGCUGCAGACCAGAUCGCCACAAAACUACGCGCUCAAGUCAAGGAGAGCACCGGGUGUGCCGUGUCCGUGGGCAUUGGCGCCAACAUCCUCCUCGCCAAGGUAGCGUUGAGGAAAGCGAAGCCCAACGGCCAAUACCAGAUCAGGCCCGAAGAGACACUGAGCCUCCUUGCCAGCAAGCUCGAGGAACUCGGGGUCAAGUAUGUCAAGGAUCUGCGCGCCACGUCCAAGGAGCGGCUUACGGCCUUCCUUGGGCCAAAAACGGGUGAGAGGCUUUGGGAAUACGCAAGAGGCAUCAACAAGGCGGAGCCACGGGGCUCGCUCCACCCCGCGCUGGCGAGGGCGCGGUACUACGAAUCGGACCCCAAGGCAAAGACUCCCCUCAAUGUCUCGGGAACCCAGUUCAUCCUCCCCUCUAAUCCUGAUCCCGAGGUAGUAGCUCAGCUCCCGCUGGACAUCCGGAGCCGGCUUAUGGGGCAAGGUUCCAAAAGUCCGUCGGCCUCCCAGCAGAACUCUCCAAGUGUCAAGCCCAAACAGCCAGUCCAGCCCGCCGCCCCCGACCUUGGUGAGCCUCUCCCUUCACAGAUUGAUCCCGAGGUGUUCAACGCCCUUCCGGAUGACAUGAAGGCCGAGGUAUUGCUUGCAUACAGGAGGCCAGAGCCCGCCGCUGGGCCCUCACGAUCACCACAUCCCAUAAGGACCGCUACCCCCGAGGAAACCAGCGACACCGACAAAAAAGGUGGUCGACUUGGAUGGGGCAAGACAGCUGAGCGCCAGCGCGACACGCAGGCGGGCCUUAUGCAGACAAACUUUAUGGGACGCGAGGACCCAGUACCCAAUGCAGCGGAAAGCGACUCGGAGGAGCUAGACCCCGACAUCCUUGCGGAACUACCAGAAGAUGUAAGAAAAGAAGUUCUCGAGGACCAUCGCCGGCGACGGCUUGCACGCAAGUCGGGGCUGAACGUCAACCGACCCAACCGCCGCCCCAAUACGGAAACGGAACACCCGCCAAGGGACAGACAAGCCAAGAUUGCGUUCCCACCUCCUCCACCAAAAAUGACCUUUGGGAGUUCGGGCAUCACGUCGGCACAGGGUGUAAAGGACAUGCUUGACGCAUGGCACGCCAAAACUUCAGCGUCAGGCCCGCAUCGCGCCGAUGUCCAGAUGCUGGAGAAAUACCUCUGUCAGGUUGUAGUUGAGGAGAGAAACAUGGAGAAGGCGAUAUCGAUCGUCAAAUACCUCGACUGGAUAUUGCAGGAAGACGAAACGGACGGAAAGGCGAAGCAAGCAUGGGUGAAGGCAUCAGCCAGUGUCAAAGAGGCGGUUCAGGCCGCGGCCAGACAACGAGGGCUACGGGGCUAA